Fusarium pseudograminearum CS3096 is the source of this 1833-nucleotide messenger RNA. RefSeq lists its product as uncharacterized. Gene Ontology annotation, molecular function: actin filament binding. Gene Ontology annotation, biological process: actin filament depolymerization; positive regulation of actin filament depolymerization. The coding region runs from base 1 to 1833 and encodes 610 amino acids. The record is from RefSeq and is a predicted model, not a curated record. NCBI's taxonomy places the organism in Eukaryota, Fungi, Ascomycota, Sordariomycetes, Hypocreales, Nectriaceae. Gene Ontology annotation, cellular component: cortical actin cytoskeleton. The transcript has 2 exons.
AUGGCUACUCCCACCAUCACUCUCGAUCGCAUCCUCGCGGCGGCUCCAGUCACAACCCGUGGUCAACCAACUCAGAUCUCGGCCGAUGCCAAGGGUCAACGAAUAGCUUAUCCUUGUGGAAAAUCCAUCUUUGUUCGCUCCAUCGAUGAUCCUUCCGAUGCAAAGGAGUACACCGGCCACACCGCCCCUACGACCGUUGCGCGCUUCGCUCCCAGUGGCUUCAAGAUCGCCAGUGGUGACUCGAGCGGCAUGCUCAAGGUCUGGGAGCCUGAGUCCAUCGACAGCACAAGGGGAGAGUAUGCCAUCAUUUCUGGUCGUCUGAAUGACAUUGCCUGGGACGGCGAGUCGCAGCGUGUCAUUGCUGUAGGCGAUGGUCGCGAGCAGUUCGGCCGCUGUAUUACAGCUGACAGUGGAAACUCUGUCGGCGAGAUCAUCGGACACUCCAAGUCAGUCAACGCUGUUGCAAUGAAACCCCAGCGUCCUUUCCGUGCCGCUACUGUUGGUGACGACGGCAACAUGGUCUUCUAUCAUGGAGCCCCUUAUAAAUUCAACAAUAAGAGCGCUCAGCACACUGGCUUUGUUCUAGGCGCCGCUUAUUCCCCUGAUGGCAAUACUCUAGUCACUGUUGGUGCCGACAAGAGAAUACAGCUUUAUGAUGGAAAGACUGGCGAACCCACCAAGGAGAUCGGACAGGGCGAGCACACUGGAAGUAUCUUUGCCGUGUCAUGGUCACAAGAUGGUAAGAACUUUGUCACCGCCAGCGCUGACCAAACUGUCAAGCUCUGGGACUUUGAUGCAGGCAGCGUCAUUCAAUCCUGGAAGUUCGGGGAGGAUGCUACCGUUGGUGAUCAGCAAGUCGGUGUUGUUUUUGUUCCCGGUCGUAGCGACGGACUCAUUAUUAGUCUCAGCCUCGAUGGUCGCCUCACAUACUUGACCGAAGGCAAGCAGGAGCCUGUCCGUGUUGUCUACGGUCACAACAGAGGCAUCACCGCUUUGUCAACUGCAUCGGAUGGUAAGGGUGCUGACCUCUGGUCCGGCAGCUUUGACGGUCGAGUGUGCCAUUGGGAUAUCAAGUCGGGCAUUGCUACAGUUGUCGAUGGCCAGGCACACACGAAUCAGGUGGCCCAGUUCGCCGUUGCGGAUGGCAAAGCUUUCAGCGCAGGCUGGGAUGACAACCUCCGAAUCGUUGAUGAGUCGACCAAGACUUUCUUAGGAUCUUCCACCAAGCUGCAAGCUCAACCCAAGGGCGUGAGCGCGGCUAAUGGACUUGUCUAUGUCGCGACCUACUCAGGUGUAUCCGUUUACUCCGGCGAAAAGCUAGUGAGCGAGCAGUCAUUGGAUUACACCCCUGGAGCUAUUGCGGUAUCUGGUUCUUUUGUUGCUGUUGGGGCUAACGAGAACUCGGUGCGCAUCUACAGCGCUGGUUCUGACGGAAAACUCGAGGAGGUCAAGGCAUUGAGCAACCCGACCGGUACCAUUUCGGCUCUUGCGUUCUCAAAAGACGGGUCACAUUUGGCCGCUGGAAACAGCGUCGGAAAGAUCUAUGUCUACAGCGUUGGAAGCUGGGAGCUGGUGGCAGACCGCUGGUCGGCUCACACUGCCCGAGUUACCUCGAUUGCCUGGGACGACACAGGUGUCUAUGCUGCCAGCGGUAGUCUCGAUACUAACGUCUUCGUUUGGUGCUUGGAGAAAAAGAACCAGGGCAAGCGCAUCAAAGCUGCUAAUGCUCAUAAGGACGGUGUAAAUGGUGUGGCCUGGAUUGAAGGCGGCAAGAUUGCAAGUGCAGGAGGCGAUGCCAGCGUAAAGAUAUGGAGCGUCCAGAACUUGCCUUGA